This is a messenger RNA of Drosophila grimshawi, 947 nucleotides long. RefSeq lists its product as uncharacterized. NCBI's taxonomy places the organism in Eukaryota, Metazoa, Arthropoda, Insecta, Diptera, Drosophilidae. The transcript has 2 exons. The record is from RefSeq and is a predicted model, not a curated record. The coding region runs from base 66 to 851 and encodes 261 amino acids.
UUUUGGCGUAUUCAGUGCUGUGUGUGAGUUCGAGCUGUGGACAGCUUUUGAUUACAUUUUUGGCGAUGAACUCACGCGACAGACUGUUCUGGACGGAAUUCCUGCUACUCUAUCGAUCCUUGCCAGCGGUGUGGAAGGUCAAGAGUCCCGAGUACAGCAGUCGGGCGCUGAAGACAGCCGGCUACGAGCAGCUGGUGCUGAAGCUGCGCGAAGUGGAACCACAUGCGGAUCGGGCACUCGUCGUCAAGAAGAUCAACUCGUUUCGAACGAACUUUCGACGGGAUUUGCGCAAACGGGAGCAGUGCGACGAGGAGCGGGAUCCGUUCGAGUCAACGUUGUGGUACUUUGAGCUGCUCGGCUUUCUCGAGGGACAGGAGGAGGGCUGCCACAAGGCUGCCAGCAGCAGUCCAGAGCAGCAAGUGCCGCCCGAUGAUUUGCAAUUUAAUCCGUUCCCAACCAGAAAGCGUCGCUUGGCUGUUAAGGAUGAAUUCCCUGAAACUCCUCCGACACUAUUACACUCAAGUUCCUCCCACACACCCACUUCCCACAGGCAGCAGCAGCCGCAGCAGCAGCGCAAGCGUUUCGCCUCGCUCUCCGCAUCGGAGGCACUUGCUCACACCUGGCGCACUCAAUUUGAUGAGAUGCCCAAGCAACAGCAGCUGCUCGCUGGCAAACUCAUCUCGGAUGUGCUCUAUUACGGCUGCAUGGAGCAAUUGAAGCCCUCGCAUGUCACCCAACUGCAGCAGAUAAUGUUGCAAGGUUGCAAUCUUAAGCCACAGAUUGAGGAUGCCAACACGCUGAACUCCAGGGCCAACUACGCUGAGAGCGAUAAUCUCGAUGAGGAUGGAUAAGGCAUAAUAAUAUGUGUACAUAAAUUCCAAAUCCAAUGAACAUAAACAUAAAUAUAAACAAUAAACAAAAACAAUAAACAAAAAGAAUAAACAAAA